AUGAACGAAGAGUUGGAUCUGAAGUAUUUCGAUCUGAAUGACAGCAAAAAGUUGUUUCUAAGAAGUGAUUACUCGACUGAGAGCUCGUCGUCCGACCGCUUGGACGACAUGGAUGUCAUGGAACCGAUGGAUCGCAUGGACUCACAGCUAACCCUAACCGGCGAUAAGCCGUCGUCUCGUAAACGAAGGAAAACCGUUUGUUAUAAACACUUAUCCGACUGUUCCUCACGUGUGAAGAAGCGGAUGAUGAAUGACAAUCGGCUGCCGACUGACCAUCAGAUCCAACAACAACAGCAACAGCUCCACAGCCAAGACUUAGUGGACACGAAUGCCUCGGACUUAGAGCUUUCGGGACUCAAUUGGGAUGAAAUGCAAAAUCAGAGGAUUGUGGCGAAUGUCAGGGAAAGACAACGGACUCAGUCCCUGAAUCAGGGCUUUUCACAGCUCAGGAAAAUUAUUCCUACCCUUCCGUCCGAUAAAUUAAGCAAAAUACAGACUCUUAAGUUGGCCUCACGUUACAUACAGUUCCUCUACCAGGUUUUGCGAAAAGAGGAGCCAAUAGACAGCCGUUUGGCGACUGCCUGUUCAUAUGUGGCCCACGAAAGGCUUUCCUAUGCCUUCUCUGUCUGGCGAAUGGAA
Oppiella nova is the source of this 639-nucleotide messenger RNA. The record is from the annotation of a GenBank genome assembly. NCBI's taxonomy places the organism in Eukaryota, Metazoa, Arthropoda, Arachnida, Sarcoptiformes, Oppiidae.